GCGCCCUGUCCGACCAAAUGUGUGCAAAUUGCUCCGUGACCGCAGUCCAUCGCAGGGAGUCGAUCGCAAAGCACACACUCUCUCUGCUCGAGCACUCGAACAAAAUUUAGCAAAAAGGCUGUAAUAGGUGUUUCUAUUUCGUAAAUAAUAUUGAAAUGUCAGAAUUUCUCACCUACGUCGGCUUCUAUGCCCUCUCCGCUUAUCUCUAUGAGCAAUUGCGAACGCCCCUCAGGCUACUAGGGAUGUGGUUAAUGAAUAUUGUGAAAACUAAGCCCACUCUCCAGGAGCGCUACGGCGACUGGGCGGCGGUCACAGGGAGCAGCGAUGGCAUUGGAAAGGAAUACGCCAAGGAGUUGGCCCGCCAGGGCAUCAACGUUGUCCUGAUCGCCAGGAACGAGGAGAAACUAAGGGCGGUGGCCAAGGAGAUUGAAAUCGAGUCUGAAGUUAAAACAAAAAUUUUAAUUGCUGAUUUUACAAAAGGCACUGAGGUCUAUGAGCAUAUUGAAAAGGAACUUGCCGAUGUGCCUAUUUCCAUACUAGUUAACAACGUGGGUUCUGGAAAACCCCUCUCGUUGCUAAAAUGGAGCCAGGAAGACACUCAGAACAUCAUUGAGACCAAUGUGGUGGCCGUUUCGCAUUUGUCCCGCAUCUUCUUCAAGCGGAUGAAGGCGGCUGGCAUUAAGGGAGCGAUUGUCAAUGUCAGCUCCGGAACUGAGCUCCAGCCCCUUCCCUAUGGAGCCUACUAUGCCGCCUCGAAGGCCUACACCCGGAGCUUCACGCUGGCACUGAAGGACGAAGCCAAACCCUUCGGGAUACACGUGCAAUUGUUGUCCCCAAACUUUGUUGUCACCAAAAUUAAUUCGUACUCCAGUCGGAUCAUGGAGGGAGGACUGUUCAUUCCCACGGCCGAGGAGUAUGCCCGGAGUUCUGUGAGUCAGUUGCGGGAUGGAGUGGACGAGACACCUGGCUAUUUCUGGCAUCACGUCCAAAAUGCCAUUGCAACGGCCUUAACCUGGCGGAUGCGGACGUUUGUCUGUUUCAAGUUCUUUAUCAAUGUUACGGAUAAGCCAAAACGAAAGGAGCAAGGGAAAUAAUCAUAAUUUAAUUAUACUUAAAUAAUAAAUAAAUAAUAAAAAAUAAUCAUUAUUCUUAAAAACAA
Messenger RNA from Drosophila ananassae, 1159 nucleotides. RefSeq names its product hydroxysteroid dehydrogenase-like protein 1. Lineage: Eukaryota; Metazoa; Arthropoda; Insecta; Diptera; Drosophilidae. Gene Ontology annotation, molecular function: oxidoreductase activity. Bases 156 to 1094 code for a protein of 312 amino acids. The transcript has 3 exons. The record is from RefSeq and is a predicted model, not a curated record. Gene Ontology annotation, cellular component: endoplasmic reticulum.